GCUGCUUAUGAGAAUGUUUCAAGGUGUAGUAUCAUGUUAAGUGACGGUGACUUGCUCUAAGCAGAAGGUGAAAAUAGUGGAGUCCCCCUGCACGAGUGCAACGGGCGCUAAUUCGACUCAUGUUGGCUCAUUCGCCAGUUUCGGGUGACACCAAGAUGGAUAUAUAUUGAGGUACAAAGUGCCCGCGUGACGUUCGAGGUUGUUUGUUGUAGCCGCACUUGACUUGAUUUUCUCGACAUCAGGACCUAGAAGUUCCUUCCUUCCUAUCAACACAGUCAGCUGACGACUACUUCCACUUCGCUUUCAAGCCGCUUCUGGCCGCUUGAGCUUCUAGUCUGCUUCUAAUCUGCUUCUACAGAUACGACUUCUUCCGACAUCCCUGUGUCACUCUUCUGAACUUCUCACGACAAGAGCAACUCGACAUGGCUGAAUCUAACGAGAAACGCCCUCACUUCAAGCCUGGUGAGGUCAUCAUUUCGCCGGUAACUGAGGCGGAUCUGAUCUCCCUCUCCGAAGGCUACUACGCCUCCUUCGGGGACGCCUGGUUCGACAAGAUCGAACCCGUCUCCAUCCGCCCCUCCCCCAGCACCCAAGCCUUCCGCUUCGCCGAGCGCAUGAAGCCCUGGCUGCGCGAGCCGCACACCCGCUGGACCAAAGCGACGCUCGCCCCCACUGCCCCGGGCUACGACCCCGCCCACCCCGACCGCGUGAUCGGGCACGCCGGCUGGCUGGGCCCCGCGCGCACGGCGAUUGAGACGCUGAACUUCUGGCGCAAGGACGCCACCGACGUGCUGGGGUGGCGCGAGAAGAUGGGGUGGACGAAAGAGUAUGAGGAGGAGCUGUGGAGCGGGACGGAUGUGGAGGUCUAUACGGGGAUUUUCCUGAAGUGGGAUCCGGUGAGGGGCGCGAAGAUGGAGGGGAAGGGGGGGUAUUGGCAUCUUGCGCCGCUCUGGGUUGUUCCCGAGUUCCAGGGCCGUGGGGUUGCGAGCUUGUUGAUGAAGGAUGUGACGGAUAUUGCGGAUUCGCAGACGCCGUCGACGCCGAUGUAUUUGGAGGCGAUGGAGGCGGCGAUGCCGAUUUAUCGGCAUUUUGGGUAUGAGGAUGUGGAGGGCGAGGGAGCGGGGUUUGUGAUGAUUCGGUAUGGACCGCCGAAGGAGGAGGGCACGGGAGAGAAGGAGGGUGCAGAGGAGAAGGAGGCGGAAUAGAGAAGAGUAAGGUGACUGUGGAGAGCGGGUAGUGGAGGUGGUGUGAGAAUGAUAUGAAUGCGAGCAGAAGUGAGAUUGAUUGAGAGAUGGUUUGGUGGUAUAUCUUGAUCUUUCGAUGGCUGGGAAGGGGUUUACGACAUAAUAGCUGAGAGCUCGAGGAUGGAGAUCCCUGCUCAGGU
Mytilinidion resinicola is the source of this 1384-nucleotide messenger RNA. RefSeq lists its product as uncharacterized. Lineage: Eukaryota; Fungi; Ascomycota; Dothideomycetes; Mytilinidiales; Mytilinidiaceae. The coding region runs from base 423 to 1205 and encodes 260 amino acids. Gene Ontology annotation, molecular function: acyltransferase activity, transferring groups other than amino-acyl groups. The transcript has 4 exons. The record is from RefSeq and is a predicted model, not a curated record.